Messenger RNA from Aplysia californica (California sea hare), 4236 nucleotides. RefSeq names its product phosphoserine phosphatase. The transcript has 6 exons. Gene Ontology annotation, biological process: dephosphorylation; L-serine biosynthetic process. The record is from RefSeq and is a predicted model, not a curated record. Gene Ontology annotation, molecular function: magnesium ion binding; L-phosphoserine phosphatase activity. NCBI's taxonomy places the organism in Eukaryota, Metazoa, Mollusca, Gastropoda, Aplysiida, Aplysiidae. Gene Ontology annotation, cellular component: cytoplasm. Bases 162 to 836 code for a protein of 224 amino acids.
UUUGCAACCGCUGCAAACUGGCAGCUAUCGGUAAGUGCUCAGUUUGACCCCUCUGUCCUGAAUUUGUUCAACACUGUUCUUCCCCUUCUAAAUCGUGUCCUGCGGCACAAGUGACAGCCUGGGAUGCCGUGACUUCUGUGUGUCUUGAGGUAAAAAACAAAAUGUCUUCUGAGGCUGAGGUUAAGCGUUUGUGGAGGUCUGCAGAUGCUGUAUGCUUUGAUGUAGACUCCACUGUGUGCUGUGAUGAAGGCUUGGAUGAGCUUGCUAACUUUUGUGGGGUAGGAUCUCAAGUGGCUGAAUGGACCAAGAAAGCCAUGGGCGGUGGUGUCUCCUUCAGAGAAGCCUUGCAACAACGACUCAACAUUGUGAAACCAUCACAACAGCAUCUGUCAGACUUUAUAGCUUCACAUCCCCCUAAACUUAGCCCAAGAAUCACAGAACUUAUUUCCAAGUUGCAGCAGUCAAACAAGAAAGUUUUUCUAGUUUCUGGUGGCUUUCGUGACAUCAUCACACCAGUUGCGAACUUGCUCAGUAUACCCCUGGAUUGUGUUUAUGCAAACAGACUUAUUUUCAAUGAAGAUGGGAGCUAUGCAGGGUUUGACCUGGAUGAGCCUACAUCUGAAUCUGGCGGAAAACCACGUGUAGUCGGUGUGAUCAAAAGGAAGUAUGAUCUGAACACAAUGAUCAUGAUCGGUGACGGGGCGACAGAUAUGGAAGCUGUUCCUCCAGCCGAUGCCUUCAUUGGCUAUGGAGGCAAUGUGAUACGUGAAAAAGUCCGAGACAACUCUCACUGGUUUGUGACCGACUUUCAGCAACUCAUUGAUGAACUGAGCUGAAGACUUGAAUACCUCUUACUGUUGUAUUUGUUAAAACACUAUAGUCUAAGACUAUCUACUCCUAGAUAUUGUCAAUUAUUAAUUCAUACAUUGUGAAAGUAAAUUAUAAUUACCUCCAUUUUGUUACUGGUGUAUUGUAUUCACCUUUAAAAUGUUUCUGUUACUUCCCAACUAGUAAAGUCAAGUUUAUUUUUCUACCUUUGCGCAUAAAUGCAUCAGGGCUUCAAGGAGGAAACAAAGACCAUGAUUAUUAUAAGAUAGACAUCGUUUUACACACAUUGCUUCUGCUUUUCUAUUCCUAGGCAGGGGAAAAACGGACCAUUUUUCAUCAAAAGAGUUAAUGGUCUUACAUUAUAGUGUGUUUUGUGCUGCAGAAUCUGAUUAUUCUGAAGAUGUCAGGAUUUCAGAAUCUCUUGAUAUUAUACUUACUUUUUGUAAUAUACACAUCUUUCAGACAUUGAAAUAUCAUUACAAAAUAUUAUAAUAGUUUUGAAGAAUUUAUUAGCUUUAUUCUUUCUUUCAAAGCUCUCUCCCAUUUUACAUUUGAAAUAAGCUUCAAGUUCAGAAAAUUACAUAAUUACAGGAUGAACUAUAGCUCUUGUACACCCAGUGUUUUGAAUAUUUUAAGCCAUGCUUCUUUUCAGUUGUAAAUUCGUCCCACAAGAAACAAGUGAGACUUAUAAUUGGGGGUUUUUUGGCAACAGACAAUGUAUAAAUGACUGGCAUACUUUGUCACACUAUCUUUGCCACUGGGAACUGGUGACUGAUUUCUUGAUUAUAUUAUAAAAGAGGAAGAACAACCAUUAUAUCACCCAUGUUUUAAGAAAAAAAACUCCAUUGGCUCACAACAACAGCUAGAAUUACUUACAAUAUUGUCUUUUGCCAUAAAUGUGUUUACAAUAAAGCCCACAUGCAUUUAAACAACCUCAUUCAAAUGUAUUUUCCUCCAAGAUCUCUGAGAUCAGAAGAUCAGUCUCUAUUGUGAUGAGAGCACCUAGGACAGGAGGUGAAAAAGUCGCCGGGAGGCCCUUUUCUCAUCUAUCUCCAUCUGUCUGGGACUUUCUCUCUCUCUCCACAACAUUGGAGGGAUACAAAGUCGGAGAAAAAAUUUAAAAUUCAUUUAACAACAUACUUCAUUUUAUGCCCUCUAAAUAGUUUGUCUUUCUUAUUCAUAGUACUCUGUUUAUAAUGUGAUAUGCAUAUCGUUAUCGAUUAUGCUGUGAUAGUAUGAAUGUCUGCUCAUGUGUUAGCCUUUAUGUAAAGAACAUGUAUUAUGUAUGCAUGUUCAUGCACGUUUAUUUUGUGUUUAAAAAGGUGUUGUAAAGGCCCUAGAGCUGUAUUGUAGGGGAGUGGGAGCUACAGAAAUGUAUUAUCUGCAUCAUUAUUAUUAUUAUUAUUAUUAUUAUUAUUGAUUAUUCAUUGGUCAUUGUUCAGUUGUGUGACUCGCAAAAUUCCAUGGUUCAUUGGUUUUGCUGAUGGUGCUUUGUUGAGGUCUGAAAGUGUUAACAUCAGCUGAACUUGCACAGGCACUUGCCAGGAGUAAGUACAUUGAACAUGAAGCUUUUUCCAAGUUGACGUUUUUGGGAACUGAUAUUAACUGGGUUUUACUGUCUGAGUAUGUGACCAGAUGAAGAUCUGCUGCUGUUUCGAUUUUGUAGAAGAACCAAGUGAUAACAAAAUAUUUAUAGACUGCACAAACUGUUCGAGGUCAACAUUUCUGUAGUAUAAAAAAGCCAGCUAGUGGAAGUAUUAUGAUUCUCUGUCACCUCUGUGAAUAUCCUGUCAUUUAAAGCGACAAAAUAGCUGCCAAGGCCUGGUGUCUGCCAAUACUAUGACAGGUGGCCGUUGGACUGUAUUUAAAUGACACCUAUUGAAGAUUGCGCUGUAGAAACAUGUUGCUUGCUCAGUUAAAAGUCUGAAUGGAGCAUUUUGGACCAUGCGUUUCCCUGAGUUACAAUUUUAUGUCACCCACUGAUACUACCUGUGCCUGUUCUCUGGGUUUUUUCCCUAGGGUAACUCCUGGAAAACCUUUGUUGUUAUGUGAUGGACCAGAUUGCAUAUCUGUUUUGUUGUAUGUUUUGGUCGUUUUGAUUGAAAAUAUCGUAUUAUCGCACCUGAGAUUAUUUUGUUUGGUCUCGGCCGUGUUUUAGUAAUUGUUGUGUUGUGAAAUUAAGAUUUUUAUGACCUCUAAAGUAUUUCAAUUAUGCUCCUUUUCAGAGUUGACAACAAAUUUAUGUUCACUGGAAUAUGUGCAAACUUGGAGAAUCUCCUGCCUUCAUUUUUUUAAAAGACAAAAAAAAACAAUUUUUUAUUCAAAUGUGAUUUUAUUAGUUUUUAAAGCCUAUUAAUUCCUUGACUCUUUCAAAAUUGUAGUUAUGCACUGCAGGAGUUUCGAGCGCCAUGAAACCUUACUAAAACAACACAAACUGCUGGAAAGAAUAGCAUUUACCCUUCAGGACCUGGUAUGUGCAGUGCGAGGAUAUAAAUAGUGUAAGAGUCAGAAAACAAGAAAGUGCCUUAACUUAGAGCUCAUGAAGUGUGUAUGCUUUCAUCAAAGACUUCCUUCAUGCAUGUACAAGGUUAAUUGCUUAGAAUUUAUUUUUGUACUGUGUUGUUGUCUCCAAAGUAGAUGAUUGAGAUCUGGCCAAGAUUUUUGUUUUAAAGAACAGAGACCAUAAGUUGUUAAUCCUGACUCAGCUUCUGAUUCUAACUAGCAAAUUUUUCUAUCUUAGUGGUUUUGAGUAAAAAUCACCUUCCCCAUCCUCAUGUGACUGAUAUUCAUAUUAUGAAAGUGUAAGACAAGGCCUAAACCUUUCCGUUUCGAUAUAAAUUAUUGAAAAAUGGAUUUUUAUUUCCUGGGCGUUUUUUACCAUAUUCAAUUCAUGACAUCUAAUUCACUGUAUUCAAAGGACUAACACUUUAGGCUAAGCCAGAUCUAUUUAAAGAUUCAAAUGAUAAAAGCUUUCUCUUUGCCUGCAAGUUGACUGUGGUGUAUCAGAAAAUUAUAAAUUUGUUGCAAACUAUGCUUUUUUCCAUUUCCUUUUUUUGUAACGUAAACUUCCGUUUCUAGUAUGUUUUACUUUUUUUAAAUUAUAGUUCUUUAUGAGUCAGCACCAUAAUAGCCAUACUUUGCCAAAGGUCAGAUGUGGACAAAUGCACACAAAAAAAAAGUAAAAAGGAGGAAGAUGUAGAACACGCACCUGCCUCAGUUUGAAUGUACAAGUAGAUCAAAUCUAGGAAAAUGUAUGAAUGUUUUUAUUUUUGUUUAAUGCAACAUAAAAUUGUCUUGUGAAUUUAAGUGUAGAUAUGUUUUCUUUCCGUUAAAAUUUAAUGGUUUGUUGAAUGUCUGUACUUUAAGACAAAUCUUUAAAAAUCCAAAAUAGAUCACAAUGAAGUUUCA